AUGGAGGUGGUGGUGGAGGUGGUGGAGGCGGAGGCUCAGGCCAGCAGGGCAAAGGAAUCAUCAUUAUUGGUGGAGGCAGCGGUGGUGGUGGUGGAGGCGGAGGUGGCGGUGGUCACCAGGGCCAAGGUCCCAUCUGCAUUGGAGGGGGCAGUGGUGGAGGAGGUGGGGGUGGUGGGCAACAAAGCCAAGGACCCAUCGUUAUUAGUGGAGGAGGUGGUGGAGGUGGAGGAGGCUCAGGGCCAAGGUCCCAUCAUCAUUAGUGGAGGAGGUGGUGGAGGCGGAUCCUGCUGCGGUGGAGGAUCCUCUGGAGGAUCAGCCCAGAAGAUCAUUAUCAGCUCUGGUGGAGGAGGAGGAGGAGGCGGCUCCUCUGGAUGCUGCGGAGGGGGAUCCGGUGGCGGUUCUUCAAAGAGCAUGAUGGGAGGUGGAGGCGGUGGAGGAUCCUCUGGAUGCUGCGGUGGAGGAUCCGGUGGUGGCUCCUCAAAGAGCAUGAUGGGAGGUGGAGGUAGUGGAGGAUCCUCUGGGUGCUGCGGCGGCGGUGGAUCCUCCGGAUGCUGUGGUGGAGGAUCCAGUGGUGGCUCUUCUGGGAUGAAGAUCAUAAUGGGAGGUGGAGGCGGUGGUGGAUCCUCCGGAUGCUGCGGUGGCGGAUCCAGCGGUGGAUCUUCUAAGAGCAUGAUGGGAGGCGGAGGUGGUGGUGGAUCCUCCGGAUGCUGCGGUGGCGGAUCCGGCGGUGGAUCUUCUAAGAGUAUGAUGGGAGGUGGAGGCGGUGGUGGAUCUUCUGGGUGCUGCGGUGGCGGAUCCGGAGGUGGAUCUUCUAAGAGCAUGAUGGGAGGUGGAGGCGGUGGUGGAUCCUCCGGAUGUUGCGGUGGCGGAUCCGGUGGUGGAUCUUCUAAGAGCAUGAUGGGAGGUGGAGGCGGUGGUGGAUCCUCUGGGUGCUGCGGUGGCGGAUCCGGUGGUGGCUCUUCUGGGAUGAAGAUCAUAAUGGGAGGUGGAGGUGGUGGAGGUUCCUCCGGAUGCUGCGGUGGUGGAUCCGGCGGCGGCUCCUCAAAGAGCAUGAUGGGAGGUGGAGGUGGUGGAGGUUCCUCCGGAUGCUGCGGUGGAGGAUCCGGUGGUGGCAGUGGGGGAUCAGCCCAGAAGAUCAUCAUCAGCUCUGGCGGUGGAGGAGGAGGAGGCUCCUCCGGAUGUUGCGGAGGGGGAUCCGGUGGUGGCUCUUCAGGAGGGAAGAUCAUCAUGGGAGGGGGAGGCGGUGGCGGAUCCUCUGGGUGCUGCGGUGGAGGAUCCGGUGGCGGCUCCUCAGGCCAGACCAUCAUCAUCAGCUCUGGAGGUGGCGGCGGAGGCUCCUCCCAGCAGAAAUGUCCCGUUGUCAUCCCCAGCGUGGUGUCCCACCAGACCAAGCAGAGCUCCCACUGGCCCUGCCAGCAGAAGUAA
This is a messenger RNA of Motacilla alba alba, 1425 nucleotides long. Its product is annotated as loricrin-like. The record is from RefSeq and is a predicted model, not a curated record. NCBI's taxonomy places the organism in Eukaryota, Metazoa, Chordata, Aves, Passeriformes, Motacillidae. Bases 1 to 1425 code for a protein of 474 amino acids. The transcript has 4 exons.